GGUAAUUAAUCUGGAAGCAUCCUUAGAACCUAAGAAAACGCUUCGUCACGCUGUGGGAACGCUGAUAGUUGUUGUCUGCGUAUUUUCGUGAGUAUAUAUAUAUAUUUGUGUAUUUUCUCUGCACAGAAAUAUCUCGCAAAGGUUGUCGAUCUGCUCAAUCUACUCUCGGAGAAGCUAUUGGAAUUUGAGUAAGGAUUGUCAAUCAUGUCUAUGCUCGAUUCCUUCUUCAAACAGCGUUUCAACGCUGCCAAAUGUAAAACUUUGCUGAAGCUCACAAUCCCUAGGAUUAAGUUACUGAGGAAUCGGAGAGAGAUUCAGUUAAAGCAGAUGCGUAAAGAUAUUGCUAAGCUACUUGAAACUGGUCAAGAAGCUACAGCCCGGAUUCGGGUGGAGCAUAUCAUAAGAGAAGAGAAGAUGAUGGCUGCACAAGAAAUAGUUGAGCUCUUUUGUGAGCUUAUUGCUGUCCGUCUUCCGAUAAUUGAAGCACAAAGGGAAUGCCCCCUGGAUCUGAAGGAGGCAAUUUCCAGUGUAUGCUUUGCGGCACCAAGAUGUGCUGACCUUCCAGAGUUGCAGCAGGUGCAGAUAUUGUUUGCCGGAAAAUACGGUAAAGAAUUUGUCGUGGCUGCAACAGAGCUUCUGCCUGAAUGUGGUGUUAAUCGGAAGUUGGUGGAGCUUUUAUCGAUACGAGCUCCCGCCCCUGAUGUAAAGCUGAAGCUGCUAAAGGAUAUUGCUGAAGAACACCAGCUGGACUGGGAUGCAAGUGCUAGUGAAAAGGAAUUACUGAAGCCACAUGAGGACUUACUGAAUGGGCCAACGCAGUUUGUUUCCGGCUCCAAACUUCCCCUUCCAGAGGAGAAGCACAACGACACUAUUUACACAGCACCAGAGCCACCUGUUCAUCAACACUCGGAUUCUGAUGAAGAAGACUACGAUAUCAUCGAUUUCCCUGAAGUUCCCAAGGAGCCCUUACAGUCGCAUAAAGGCAAUGCUUCAGCACCCGAAAUGCUACCCUUUCCUGCCUCAGCAUUCUCUGAUGUUGAUGAUCAAGAAGAACCAAAAUCCACAGGUGCUAACGAAGAUCAUUCUCACUUGGAGCCUGAGGCUGUGGUGGUGCAAGAGAAAUCAACCGUAGAGGAAUAUGCAUCACCCGAAACAUCAUCUGGUCCACCGGUAGACAAGCAAUUUGUGCCGUUCAUAUCUCCUCCUCCUCCAUCACAACCUUCACCAUCAUUGCCGCCAAGAGAACAAACUUCACCCCCUCCAAAUAUCUCGAAGACGAAAAGUGACAAUGUGGAUCUACAGGAUGUUCUAGCUGCCGCUCAUGCAGCUGCCGAGACGGCUGAGCGCGCUGCAGCAGCUGCUCGGUCUGCAGCUAGCAUCGCUCAGCUAAGAAUCAGUGAGCUCGCCAAAAACAAGAAAGAUGAAGCGUCAGAAGUUCCUUCUGUCGAGAAUCCAUUCCAUCUCAACAAAGUUAAGUCAGAUGUGGGGGGAAAGAUCGAUUUAAGCAAGCAGAACUCAAUCAGCGAUUCUGACAGCGCUGGCUCUCCUAGCCCCAACAGUGGAGGAGGAAAUUACAUGAAUCAUCAACCAACGGCGCAUUAUGAGCCACAAGUGGGGGUCGAUCCAUCCUCGCCUGGCACCAAUAGAAUUCUCCGUCAUCAUCAACCACAGAGACUACCUUCGAUGGACGAAGAACCGUAUUUCUCUUAUCCAAACCUGUUCACGCCUCAAGGAUCAAACCUCAGCUCCCGCCCCGAGUCAUUCAAGGAUACCAGGGCUGGAGUCGCUCGAUUGUGAUGUAGCAAGGCAGCGAACAUCGCCAUCCCUUCCGAGGCUAGUUAGCAACUUCAUAUGAUGGAUGCAUCAAAUGGUUUGAGAUCUUUCGAAGAAACGCAUAAUGCAGAUAUAAAAUCUUUCUUUGAUUCUGCUCCUCCGCUAAAGGAUGGUGAGGACAUCAAAAGAAAAUUAGAAGAAUUUUUAGGAAAGA
Andrographis paniculata is the source of this 1987-nucleotide messenger RNA. Its product is annotated as phosphopantothenate--cysteine ligase 2-like. The transcript is spliced from 8 exons. Gene Ontology annotation, biological process: coenzyme A biosynthetic process; protein transport. Gene Ontology annotation, cellular component: cytoplasm; nucleus. Gene Ontology annotation, molecular function: phosphopantothenate--cysteine ligase activity. The record is from RefSeq and is a predicted model, not a curated record. NCBI's taxonomy places the organism in Eukaryota, Viridiplantae, Streptophyta, Magnoliopsida, Lamiales, Acanthaceae. The coding region runs from base 205 to 1797 and encodes 530 amino acids.